Molecule: messenger RNA, 1458 nt
Organism: Trichechus manatus latirostris (Florida manatee)
Lineage: Eukaryota; Metazoa; Chordata; Mammalia; Sirenia; Trichechidae
Gene: TYMP
Product: thymidine phosphorylase
Exons: 9
Coding region: 1-1458 (485 amino acids)
Biological process (GO): pyrimidine nucleoside metabolic process; pyrimidine nucleobase metabolic process
Cellular component (GO): cytosol
Molecular function (GO): pyrimidine-nucleoside phosphorylase activity; 1,4-alpha-oligoglucan phosphorylase activity
Source: RefSeq, a predicted model, not a curated record
AUGGAGGCUCCAGGGACCCCACGACCUCCUGGUGUCCUCGCGGGCGGAGGGAGUCAGGGGCCUGCGAACCCCGCUCCGGGGCCGAAGCAGCUCCCGGAGCUGAUCCGCCUGAAGCGUGACGGAAGCCGCCUGAGCGAGGCGGACAUCAGGGCCUUCGUGCGCGCCGUGGUGGACGGGAGCGCGCAGGGAGUGCAGAUCGGGGCCAUGCUCAUGGCCAUCCGACUUCGGGGCAUGGACCUGGAGGAAACCACAGCGUUGACCCAGGCCCUGGCCGAAUCCGGGCAGCAGCUGGAGUGGCCAGAGGCCUGGCAGGGGCAGCUUGUGGACAAACAUUCCACAGGGGGCGUGGGUGACAAGGUCAGCCUGGUCCUGGCACCUGCCCUGGCCGCCUGUGGCUGCAAGGUGCCAAUGAUUAGUGGACGCGGUCUUGGGCACACGGGGGGCACCCUGGAUAAGCUGGAGUCUAUUCCUGGAUUCACUGUCACCCAGAGCCCAGAGCAGAUGCGAGGGCUCCUGGAGCAAGUGGGCUGCUGUAUCGUGGGCCAGAGCAAGAAGCUGGUUCCUGCAGACGGAAUCCUGUAUGCAGCCAGGGACGUGACUGCCACUGUAGACAGCCUGCCCCUCGUCACAGCCUCCAUCCUCAGUAAGAAGGCCGUGGAAGGACUGAUGGCUCUGGUGGUGGACGUGAAGUUUGGGGGGGCUGCAGUCUUUCCCACUGAGGCCCAGGCCCGGGAGCUGGCAACGAUGCUGGUGGAGGUGGGGGCGGGCCUGGGGCUGCGGGUCGCAGCCGCCCUGACCUCCAUGGACACCCCCCUGGGCCGCAGCGUGGGCCACACCCUGGAGGUAGAAGAGGCGCUGCUUUGCAUGGACGGCGCGGGGCCCCCAGACCUGCGGGACCUGGUCACCCGGCUCGGGGGCGACCUGCUCUGGCUCAGCGGGCGCGCGCAGGCCCAGGCCGAGGGCGCCGCCCGGGUGGCCGCAGUACUGGACGACGGCUCCGCCCUGGGCCGCUUCGAGCGGAUGCUAACGGCGCAAGGCGUGGACAAGGACUUGGCUCGAGGCCUGUGCUCCGGGACCCCCGCGCGGCGCCGGCAGCUUCUGCCCCGCGCCCGGGAGCAGGAAGAGCUGCGCGCGGGCGCCGACGGCACCGUGGAGCUCAUCCGGGCGCUGCCGCUGGCGUUCGUACUGCACGAGCUCGGGGCCGGACGCAGCCGCGUCGGGGAGCCCCUCCGGCCCGCCGUGGGCGCCGAGCUGCUGGUGGGCGUGGGCCAGAGGUUGCGCCGCGGGACGCCCUGGCUCCGCGUGCACCUGGACGGACCCGCUCUCAGCGACCCCCAGCGCCGCACCCUGCAGGGGGCGCUCGUGCUCUCGGACCGCGCGCCGUUCGCCGCGCCCUCGCCGUUUGUGGAGUUAGUCCUGCCGCCGCCUGCGCGCGCGCCCGGGGAGCCGCAGCAGUAA